AUGAAGGUAUUCCUAAUUUUGAGCUGUCUAGUCUCCUUAGGCUUAGCCCAAGAUGCCAUUAAUCCAAGAAGAUUCCCUUCCUCGUUAAGGAUUGGAGUAGCAAACGCUGCUCCUCAAAUCGAAGGAGGUUGGGAUGCUGAUGGUAAAGGUGAAACCAUUUGGGAUCACUUUGCUCAUACCUUCCCAGAAAGAAUAGUAGACCGCUCAACACCAGAUAUCGCAUGUGACUCUUACAAUAAGUACAAAGAAGAUGUAGCCUUAGUUAAAGCUAUGGGUCUAGACCAUUAUCGUCUCUCCAUAGCCUGGUCUAGAGUUCUUCCCACUGGAUACACUGAUAACGUAAACCAAGCUGGUGUUCAGUACUAUAAAAAUUUGUUUAAAGAGUUGAAGGAUAACAAUAUAAUUCCAAUGGUAACUUUGUAUCAUUGGGAUUUGCCUCAACCUCUUCAAGAGCAAAUGGGAGGUUGGCUAAACGAAUCUAUUGUAAAUAUUUUUGCUGAAUAUGCCAAAUUCUGUUGGGAAACCUUCGGAGAUGAUGCUAAUUGGUGGAUUACCAUCAACGAACCCAAGCAGGUUUGUCAAGCAGGUUAUGGUUCUGGUAUGUUAGCUCCAGGAAUUGUAUCUGAUGGUAUUAUGGAUUACGUUUGCACAAAAAAUGUAUUAUUGGCCCAUGCCAAAGCUUGGCACAUUUAUGAUGAACUCUUUAGGAAGACAAAUAAAGGACAAGUUGGUAUGGUUAUAGACUCAACCUGGUAUGAACCAGGUAGUGAUAAUGAUAAAGAUAACGAAGCAGCAGAAAGAGCAAUGCAAUUUGAUAUUGGUAUUUAUGGCAACCCUCUUUUCAACGGAGACUGGCCUGCAAUAGUAAAAGAACGUGUCUCAUCUAGAAGCAAACUCGAAGGAUUCAAUGAAUCUCGCCUUCCAAUACUUACAGAUUUCGAAAUUGAUUACAUCAAGGGAACUUCCGAUUUUUUGGGUCUCAAUCACUACUCCACCUUGUUGACCAACCACACAGCAGACGCGCCCAUUGGUAAACCCAGUUUUGACUCUGACAAAAGCGUUCUGUUAUGGCACAGACCCGAAUGGACCCAGGGCAGUGCAGACUGGUUCUUUGAUGUGCCAUGGGGUUUAAGAAAAUUCCUUAGCUGGUUGAAGAAGACUUUCAAUAACCCAGAAAUCGUUAUAACUGAAAAUGGUUUUUCAGACACCAGCGGAACCCUUGAAGAUGAUAACCGUAUUACUUAUUUAGAGGGACAUGUGAGUGCCUUUUUGGAUGCCAUUUAUGAAGAUAACGUCAAUUUGACAGGCUAUACUGUUUGGAGUAUAAUGGAUGAUUGGGAAUGGAACGGAGGAUAUACAUCUUUUUUGGGAAUGUACAAAGUUGAUUUCAAUGAUCCAGAUAGGCCAAGAAUUAAGAGAAAAUCGGCGGAUUACUUCACAGGUGUCAUGAAAAAACGCUGUUUGGUAGAUGAAGAUAAAUGUGUUGAUUAA
Molecule: messenger RNA, 1491 nt
Organism: Psylliodes chrysocephalus
Lineage: Eukaryota; Metazoa; Arthropoda; Insecta; Coleoptera; Chrysomelidae
Source: the annotation of a GenBank genome assembly